AUGGUAAGGGAUCAACCGGAUAUGGAUUAUGAACCCAUCGGAACAGAUUCUGAUGGUGGAGUAAGGAAAAGGCGUAAAGCUAUUAAGCAAUGUUUAUUCUGUCGCAAGCGAAAGUUAAAAUGUGACAAACAGAAACCCAUGUGUUCAACUUGCUCAUCAAGGGGGCUUUCAGAGUGCAUUUACGUCGAAAAGUAUAGCCAUGAUGUGAAUGCAAAAGAGCUUUUCAAGUCGACUCCUAAUGUUGAGUUACUUGCUCGUAUUAAAGAGCUGGAAGAUGAAUUAAAGCAUGCCAAACAUCAAGGUGAGACGACGGAGAGAAAUCCACUUUGUGAUCUUUAUUUCCUUGAUAAGAAAGGCGAUAGGUUUACGUAUUAUGGGCCCACAAGCUUUAGACUAUUACUCAAUAACAGUGCUAUGAGAUUUUCUAAGUACUAUAAACUGGUAUGGAAGCGGUUAAAAGAAGAACGGCGAAGAUUCAAAGCGAGCAGUGGAUACUCCACAUUACAAGAGGUCACCUCCAUCGAACUUCCUCAAAAAUGUCUUUACAAUGAUUCAGUUUUAAAUGCUAUGUGUAAAACCUUGCCAUCAUAUGAGGAAAUCGAGGAAGCUCUCACGGAAUUUUUUAAUGGUAAACUGUAUGACAAUUUCCAAAUCUUAAACCGUGACAAAGUACUUGAGGACUUUAGGAAAUGCUUUAUUAAGGGUUCUAGGGACCUGGUCACCAGUCAACACCAAGUGAUCCAGUUGGUUCCCCCUAACAAGAAAAAUUACUAUUGCAUCGGUAUUAUCACCGAGAUACUAUAUCUCGUCCGUUACACGGAUCCCCUACCUCAAUCUUUAGACAUGUUCAACAAGUAUCUCACUUCUUACAUUACCGCAAAGGUUUUUUAUGUGGAGCGCGUUCAAUAUAUGAUGCUAAGGUAUCUUUACAGAAAUGUCAAAGGAGUUGGAGGUGGGGAUAACAGUCACCUAAUUCUCCUGGUUCACUCAGCAUUUGCGUCUGCCAUUCACAUUGGCUUGCAUAAAGAUAUAAGACAGCUUUACGGAGACGACGAUUUACUGAAAGAUAGUAUUGUUUAUCUUGAAAAUUUGUGGCAUUGGAUUCUUCUUGCAGAUAUCGAAAUUUCGUUUUCUAUAGGGGUUCCAUUGAACGCCUCCGACUCAGUUGUGUCUCGUGAAUUCUUGCAGGACCCAAAUGUAGGUAGCUACCCACUUUUAAAAAAGGUCAUCAUCAAACAUCGUGAAGUAUUAAUGGCUAUUCACAGCCCUGAUAAAGUUCCCAAUCUAAAAAACAUAAUCGAAGGUAUAGUUGAGUUUUUGAAGGCAGAAUUCAAACCCAUUAACUUUUACUUGGAGCAUGAAAAUUUAAGUGUUAUCAAAUUUACCGAACUUGAUUUCCUUUUAUUGUCCUUAUCAAUGGUAUCCAACUUCUCUAAUAUCAGGCGGCAAUUUUUCAAAGAGCUGACUCCUGCAGUCAUUAAUAGAGCGAUCCAAUAUUCUUUGAUCUCAACGUCAAUUUGUGUAACAGUUCUGGAGGCUUUUUACGCCAUGGAUAAAGAUUUACUACUUGAUGGCAGACUCUCGUGUAAACUUAUUCCCCCAAACUUAAAUUUGUCGAUCUACUUGAUUCACAAACAUUUUCCAAGAUUUAUUUCCGAGACCUACUUAUUAAUGGGUGCCCUGGGAACGGUUUCCAAUUUUGCCCACUUGAGAAUCAAUUAUCCAAUUUCACCAGUCUUCGACCUUCCUCUGGAUAGACUCGACAUAGUAGAAGACCACUAUGUUCCUGCAAAAGUUUGCUCCGAAGUUCUCAGUAGUUUAUUUGAUCGGUUUGAAUUAGAUGAGAACCAAGAUUUUGUUCGCCGGCUAAAAAACUCAUGUUAUUCCUUUGUAAUUUUGAUAGCUUUGGAAAAGAUAAACAGAGAAAUGUUGAGAAACGCUUUUGAGACAAGCGAAAGCCUUAGAGCCGGCUGUUGUCUAUCACAUUGCUUACCGACUGAAAAUGAGAUUUCUCAAUCUGCCACUUCUUUGGUUUCAACAGAUCUUGCUCCGGACGUUGAUAUGUCCGAAGAAGCCCUGAAGUCAAUAACUGAUGAGUUUUGGGUUAAUUUUGAGACGGUAUUAGAUGAUUGGGUUCGAAAUGAUGCAGAUGAAAUACUCCUUUCUUGGUUUAAGUCCGAUGAUAAUAUGUGA
Messenger RNA from Lachancea fermentati, 2193 nucleotides. The record is from the annotation of a GenBank genome assembly. NCBI's taxonomy places the organism in Eukaryota, Fungi, Ascomycota, Saccharomycetes, Saccharomycetales, Saccharomycetaceae.